GGAAAACCCCAUAAGCAAACUAUGGGUUCUUCCUUCAGCUGUUGUGAUUCUGACAAGGUUAAUGAAGGGGUUCCAUCAAGCAAUGAUCCCUCUACAUGGAGAAUCUUCACUUUCAAGGAGUUGCAUUCAGCUACUAAUGGUUUUAGUGAAGAUAACAAGCUUGGAGAGGGAGGUUUUGGAAGCGUUUUCUGGGGCAAAACGUCUGAUGGUCUUCAGAUAGCAGUUAAACAACUGAAAUCGAUGAAUUCAAAAGCUGAGAUGGAAUUUGCUGUUGAAGUGGAAGUUCUUGGAAGGGUUCGACACAAGAAUUUGUUAGGACUUAGGGGUUAUUGUGCUUCGGCUGAACAACGACUUAUAGUCUAUGAUUACAUGCCUAAUCUUAGCUUGUUAUCUCACCUCCAUGGCCAAUUUGCUGCUGAAGUUCAACUUGAUUGGAAAAAGAGGAUGAAAGUUGCCCUUGGAUCGGCAGAAGGACUACUGUACUUGCACCAUGAAGUUACACCCCACAUAAUCCACAGAGACAUUAAGGCAAGUAAUGUCCUCCUAGACUCUAACUUCGAACCGCUAGUAGCAGACUUCGGAUUCGCCAAGCUAAUCCCAGAUGGUGUUAGUCACAUGACCACCAGGGUCAAGGGCACACUAGGUUACUUAGCCCCUGAAUACGCCAUGUGGGGAAAAGUCUCCGAAAGUUGCGAUGUUUACAGCUUUGGCAUUCUUCUCUUAGAACUGGUAACAGGACGAAAACCGAUUGAGAAACUCCCAGGAGGUGUAAAACGAACCAUAACUGAGUGGGCUGAACCCUACAUUGAAAAAGGAAGGUUUCGCGAGUUGGCUGACCCGAAAUUGAGAGGCAAUUUUGAUGAAGAUCAGCUGAAACAAUUCAUAAAUGCGGCUGCACUUUGCGUGCAAAGUGAGCCCGAAAGGAGGCCUAACAUGAAGGAAGUUGUGGCCUUGCUUAAAGGGUAUGAACCUAAGGGGAACAUGAUGCAAUUCAGGUUAAAGAGUGUCAAAUAUGGUGAUGAUCUUGUGGCUAAGGAUCAAGCUAGUGAUGAUGAUGAUGAUGAUUAUGAUGAGGAUAGAACGGGUGGUGGGUAUGACGAAAGUGAUGCUUAUGGAGUUUUUGGUGCCAUGAGCAACGUGCAGAAGAUGCAUGAUCCAUACAAGAGGUAUGCAGACAGAAUGGGGAAGAAAGGGUGAUUGAAUAUCUUCAUUAUUUAAUUAAGAACAUCAAAAGUUCCAUCUUUUCGGAUGUUGUUAUGGGAUCUUCGAAAAUUAUCUUGUGUGAUAUCCUUACGAUGAUAAUUAUCUGUUUGAACGGGGUUUCUAUAUCUCUUAAAUUAUUUUGUUAUAUAAUUUGGUAUUGUAAAUUACAAUAUUCUUAAUUAAUACAUUUGAUAUUGUAAGACUAAAUAUAAUUAUUGGGUUAUAUUUAAUUGUGUAACCAUUAAAAUCA
This is a messenger RNA of Helianthus annuus (common sunflower), 1453 nucleotides long. RefSeq names its product PTI1-like tyrosine-protein kinase At3g15890. Gene Ontology annotation, cellular component: plasma membrane. The record is from RefSeq and is a predicted model, not a curated record. Gene Ontology annotation, biological process: protein phosphorylation. Lineage: Eukaryota; Viridiplantae; Streptophyta; Magnoliopsida; Asterales; Asteraceae. Gene Ontology annotation, molecular function: ATP binding; protein kinase activity. The transcript is spliced from 4 exons. The coding region runs from base 22 to 1197 and encodes 391 amino acids.